Molecule: messenger RNA, 1359 nt
Organism: Suillus plorans
Lineage: Eukaryota; Fungi; Basidiomycota; Agaricomycetes; Boletales; Suillaceae
Product: laccase
Exons: 11
Coding region: 1-1359 (452 amino acids)
Molecular function (GO): oxidoreductase activity; copper ion binding
Source: RefSeq, a predicted model, not a curated record
AUGACGGGGAAUUUUCGCUCUCUAUUAAUUUUGUGUCUGACAUUUGUGUCGUCUUGUGUCGCACUCAACACCGAGCUAGUCAUUUCAAACGCCAAGAUUGCCCCGGACGGUUUUGCACACGACGCUAUCGUGGUCAAUGGUGAUUACCCUGGACCAGUCCUCACAGCAGUGAAGGGCGAGCGCUUUCAAAUCAAGGUCAAGAAUGUGUUGGUGGAUGAGUCGAUGAACAAGAGUACAACCGUUCACUGGCAUGGAAUCAAGCAACGCUCAUCGAACGAGAUGGACGGAACUGCUAUGGUGACCCAAUGUCCCAUAGCGUCUGGGCAUUCUUUCAUGUAUGACUUCACGCCAGCCAGCCAGAGCGGGACAUUUUGGUAUCAUUCACAUUACACACUCCAGUACUGUGAAGGUUUAAGAGGACCCGUGGUCAUUUAUGACCCGCUAGAUCCCUACUUGGACAUGUAUGACGUUGAUGACACAUCGACUAUUCUCACUAUCUUAGAUUGGUAUCACGUGAACGCCUACGAUAUCACCGGAACUGACAAUCCCGAUGCGAUACUCAUCAAUGGCCGCGGCCGCUAUGAAGGCGGUCCUCCGGUACCUCUUUCUGUUCUCAGUGUUGUGCAGGGAAAACGCUACCGUAUUCGAUUGAUGAAUAUGGCAUGCAAACCAAGCUUCGUGUUCUCUAUCGACAGCCACACGUUUACUGUCAUCGAAGCAGACAGUGAAAACACGUUACCUCUGGCCGUUGACUCGGUUCCAAUCUUGGUUGGGCAACGGUACUCUAUAAUCCUGAAUGCAAAUCAGACGGUCGACAACUACUGGAUUCGCACAAACCCCAAUUAUAACACGACCUUUGCAGGAGGUCUAAAUUCCGCGAUCCUUAGAUAUGAAGGAGCUCCACAGCGGGACCCCAUACACAGAAAUUGGACUCUAAGUAACCCUUUGUCUGAAUCGAACUUGCGCGCUCUAGAAAGCCCUGCAGCCCCUGGUCUUCCAGAGGCCGGUGGCGUAGACGUUUCGUUGAACCUAGUCAGCGUGUGGGACGACAAUAUCGGGAGAUUUCUCAUCAAUGGCUAUAGCUAUACCUCGCCGACCACUCCCAUUCUAUUGCAACUUUUAACAGGAGAGUUGACUGCCUCUCAGCUGCAGCCCUAUGGGUCGGUUUACACCUUGAAUUCCGGACCAUGGUUAUUCCACUGUCACAUUGACUGGCACCUUGAGCUGGGUAUGGCUGUGGUGUUCGCACAAGAUUCAGACACCGGUGAUACUUCUUUGCACACACCAGGUGCAUGGAAGCAGCUGUGUCCGAUCUAUGAUGAUUUGCCAUCAAUAAUUCGGAACGGGAGCGAAUCGUGA